Messenger RNA from Pieris rapae (cabbage white), 6357 nucleotides. RefSeq names its product protein ovarian tumor locus (gene otu). The transcript has 15 exons. Lineage: Eukaryota; Metazoa; Arthropoda; Insecta; Lepidoptera; Pieridae. Gene Ontology annotation, molecular function: cysteine-type deubiquitinase activity. Gene Ontology annotation, biological process: protein deubiquitination. Bases 279 to 2801 code for a protein of 840 amino acids. The record is from RefSeq and is a predicted model, not a curated record.
AAUUAAGUAUAAUCCCAAAAAAUAUAUAUUUGCGAAGAAAAUGGCAACAUCACUGCAGAAAAUUGAAAAAUUUCUCGACCAAGGACCAUAGAGAAGAUUUAGAGAACUCUAUGAUGUUUUGAUUUUUAUUCCCGCCGACCAUUGACGGUUGCUUUUGGCAAAUGGCACGUGCAAUUUUUUCACGCAACGCAAAAUAGAACAUUUUCGAUACCUACUUCAGUCAAGCACUGAUGCUUAUUGUCGAAAUUUAUCUAUUCGAUAAUUAGCAUUGUAAACCAAUGUCGCCCUCUCCGAUUCGAUGUCGCGGCCCUUGGAAAAUUCAAAAACGCUCGUCUGAGCCUGACCGUUGGCUUGACGAUAUGGAUUUCUAUCGAAAACACACAGCUAGAGACUCUAGUUGUCUAUUUAGAGCAGUUUCUGAAAACAUUUUUAACACCCAACAUUAUUAUCAAAAAGUUAGGCUACAAUGUAUCGAGUUUAUGUCCUCUAAUCGGCACCUAUUUGAAGGGUCAUUAAGUUGUUCUUUUGAGAAUUACCUUAAAGAAAUGUCCAAUGCAUCUGCAUGGGGUGGUAUUGUUGAGUUAUCAGCUAUGAGUCAUUUGUAUAGACGAGAUUUUACCAUUCUUGAAGCAAAUAAAGGCCCGCAAACUAACAUCUGUAAUGGUUAUGGCAAAACCAUAUAUCUUUUUUAUUCUCCUGACACUAAACAUUUUGAUGCUCUUUAUAGAAAAGAAUUUAUAAAUAAUUCUGCAUUCUGCCAAUCUUUAAUAUAUGAGCUCCUGUAUGACCGAGUCUAUCACUUGGAGGACCUCUACUAUGCUGUUGAUAAAAUGCUUCAUGAGAAAGUUACAACUAAUCACAUUGAAUACAUGAUGCCAGAUGUGGAACACAAAAAACAAAAAGAAAGAGCCAAAAUUUUUAUCGAAGAAACAAAUGCCAAAGAUAACAAUAGUAAUGCAUUAUCUCUAAAAUGCAAACAUCACACUAAUGAUAUUGAGAAAGCUUCCUUACUAAAGGAGUCUCUGAGCAUUUUUGUGUUCAAUAGAAGCCUUAUACAGCUUGAGAAUGUUUGUUUGAACUGUUUAAAUGUCAACAGUGCUAAAGUGCUUCUUGAUAAUGGUAUAACACCAUUUCCAUAUAAAGUAGCUAAAGCUUUGGACCCAGAUAUAUAUCGAAACAUUGAGUUUGAUGUGUGGAGUGAACUAAGAAGAGAGUUGCGUUUUGGUGCUAGAUAUUCAGAUGGGACGACAUUGCAAGUAGGUGUUAAAUGCUUGUGUAAAUUGGAAGUAGACCAGGAUGUUCCCUAUCAUUGUCAUAUACAAGAAAUGGGGCAAGAUGGUGGUCCAUGUCUUGUAUUUAUUGAAGAGUUAGGAGAAAAGAGAUUGGUGAAUUAUGAACAGUUAGAACCGCUUCCAAUGGAUGAGAUUAAGCCUUGGGCACCCCCAUAUAGAUAUUCUCGAGCAAACUCGCAGCUUCUCAAUCUGAGUCAAAUGCUACAGCAAAUAGGCACUGUCAUACGAAAACAAGGUAUCAAAUCAAGCAAGAAAUCGAGAAAUGAUGAUACAAGAAUGUCUGAAAAAGAAACAAAGUUAGAUUGGACUGAAGAAAAAGCUGAAAUUACAUAUGAAGCUUAUAAUUAUCCUCCUUAUCAACAUUCGGAUAUCUGUAACUUCCAACCAAUGCCAGUUGAAAUUGAAACGGUUCCCCUAAUGGUGGACAUUCGGGCGGCGGGUGCUCCGCCACAGGAGGCCAAUGGUUCAUCACCAGACAUCCACAAUCAGGCAGGAGGCGCAGGUGAUAUGGGAAACCAGGCGACGCCAACGCCUGUGUCUGUGCGAGCUUCCACGCCUGCAACCACUAACUCACUAACCACUUAUUCUGGUGUGAACCCGGGUUCAGGCCCACCAUUGGGGACUACGAUGCCAGCAAACGUGCCGUACAACUGUGGACAAUAUAUGUGCGGUAUGAAGUCGGUCGUCUGGUGCUCGCCCCAUUCGCCCCCCCAACCGUUGGCCCCCGGAAUGCCGAUGGGUGGCAUGGGUAUAAACGUGCCCCACCCGCCUCCGCCGUUGCCCCCUGGAGUGAACCCCCAUGUCUUCAAGAGCGUGCAAGCCAAUGGUUCUGAUCUGCCUAUGAAUGACAUAGCAACACUGCGGUACUUCUUCAACCUGGGCGUGGAGUGCAUGUGGGCAGCUUACGGGCCUCCCUUGCCGCCGCCCCCGCAUCCCCCGCACCCCAUGCACCCUCCGCCGAGGCACUACUCGCCUUCUACUCUCGCUCAGGACAUGCAACAGUUGGCAGUGCAAGACCGUCCUCCCCAUGGUGACCCCAAUCAUAACAAGCAUAAACAAGACAAGAACACCAACAUUCAGGGCAAGGGCAAUAAUGCCCAGAGACCCCUCUUGGGACCAAGAUUCAAACGUGGUAACAACCAAGAUAAUAACCAAAGCCACAACCAAAACAAGGGACACAAUAACCAGGGACACAUGAAUAACAAGGGACAGAACAACCGCCGUAACUCAUACGUGGAAACCCGUGGGGGUUUCGUCGGCGAAGAAGUUGGUGGUGCCGAGGCCCCACUGCUGGCUUUCCCCUACGCCCCAUACCCACCGCCGAUUUACCCCGUGCCCUACUACCACAUUGACGAUCCCAGCAUGAUGGGUAUGAUGGGCGGAAUGGGUGGCAUGGGCUACGUGUAUGAGGAGGGCAUGGAGUUCAGCGUCCAGCCCAUGUACGGGGCUCCACCGCCCUACCCCCAGAUGCAUCCCGCCGCACCCCCACCCGUGCACGAACACAAGUAGACGCCACAGUAUAAAUGCAGACAGUAACUCCAUUAAUAACGCCCCAUUACGACCGGUUAACCGAUAUUGCUAUGUGGAUUGUUAUUAGAGUUGUAUUAAUCGUAUUUUGAUGUUUGAUGUCUUAAAUGUCUAAAAUAUUACCUGUAUUGGAUAUUGUAGUAAUGUAACAAUUUUAGCAGGCUAAGUUGUAACACAAAUGACCUUGGUAGAACUCCUGUUUAUUUACACGGGUGCCCAGAUAUACAAAAUUAUUGCCUAGCCUUUAUACAUAGAUGUGUGAUGGAAGUACCCUCAAUACUGAAAAUAGGAAAUUUUCAUUUCCAGAUUAUUUAAAUAUUAGAUCUUAUAUGACACCUUUUUAGAAAGAAAUUUCAAAUAAAUAUAGACUUUAGCUCUAGCCGAGCCAAUUACAAAGCACCACUGAUGAUUGGCGUUUGUAUAUUUGGGUGAAUUUCCUUUCGAUGUGUACUUUUAAGAAUUAGCAUUAACUGGCGUUUAAUUGAGUUACUGUUCUGUGUGUAGCUACAUAAGCGACUGAAUUUGACAAUACAAGACCAUUUUUUCAAAAUCCAAACGUCACAAUUGUGUGACAACCUACAAAAUGCUCAAUUACAAGACUAGUUCGAUUGUCGGGGCUACUUGUACUAAUUAAAAAUUUAUAGGCAAACAAUUAAAAGCAUAUUAGAACAUUUUUUCCAAAUUUGUUAAAAAACGUCCGUUAUUUAUGGUAAUUCAUAUUGCGUCUUGUGGAUUACGCUGUGUAUAAUCUGUCCUAUUCGAUUCCCGGGGAAAUAAUAAAACCUACCAGAGACAGAAAAAACGGUCGAACGAGCUUAAAAACUUAAAAUAUCAUUUCCAUUGAAAUGUGCUUUUAAUUGUUUGCAUUUAAUUGCCAUGUACAUAUCGGACCCUUGGCUAUAAAUUUUAUAAUUUUUUUAUAUACAACUCGUUAGUAAUUAACUAAAUUUCAAAUUCUUAUACUCACUUUUGGAUCGGAUUUUAUAAAAAAAAUCUUGUAAAUUGAGUUCCCGCUUUACAACGAUUGUCCAUCGAAGAUUUGUCGUGUUUGAAUUUUGUAUUUUUUUUUAUUCGGACACAAAUUUAAUAUAAAUUCUCGUAAAUUUAAUAAAACAAUAGGAAUUAAUUAAUUCCAGCAUUUAUUUAGGCAGGAAGGGAACUUUCUAUACAAAAGGAUACAAUUUAAUAGACGUCAAUCCGUCAAUAAUAAUAAUGAUAAGGUUUUGUAAAACCACCUGGUCGUUCUUAAUAACAGAAAAGUAAAUUAACGUAAAUUUAAAAUAUUAAAUUUCUGUAUGUAAAAUAUUUUACAUGAAAUGAAACCGGUUAAAAACGAUAAAUAUAUCAAAUCUUUAAAAGUACCAUUAAUUGACGAGGCAAUUUAAAUUCAUUUUUUAUCAAAAAUACGAAUGUAAGAUUUUUUUUCUAAGUUUUGUGUUUGAGAAAAUAAUUACCUCCAGGUGGUAUUAUACGAAUCCAAUCUGAGUAGACUCCAUCCAUCUAUUGGCAGUCAUAUAGGAUUACAUUUAAGUAAUCUUUACCGCACAAGUACUUAAUAUGUUAAAAUUGCUUAUUGUUAUCUUUUUUUUUUUCAUAUAUUUUAUCCGUUAGUAACACGUCUUACAUAUAUAUUUUUAUAUUAAGAUCCCUGAUGUCAAGUGGUGCUCCGAAAUUCAGGGUUGACAGGGUUUCGAGGUAUUUUUGUAUAAACUAAAUUAUACAUCCUAGAUAGGUCGUAUCCAUUCCUUUAUACGGUAAGACAGAGUAGGCUUUAUAAGGUCGAUAUGAAUACACACUCGACAAAAUGCGAACUGCGUAAGAUUGCGACAGGAGUUAGGUAUUUUUGUAUAUGUUCCUAAACCGAGUUAUAGAUUAAACUAACCUUAGUUAGGGCUGUCUAAAAAAUUACAUUUCUUGUUUCGUGAAAUAAAAGCUUUCUAUUGACGCGCGAUUUGUGACAAAAGUUUGUUUUUUCUACCUCAUAUUGUACUUUUCGUCUUCCACUUUCUUUUUAUUUUAUUGUGUUUCUGUAAGUACUUUAUCCAAUGAUUCCAUCCAAACAUUUCAACUAACUCUAUGUAUUCUAUCUCCGAGAAAUGACUAAUGAAAGAAGUAUUAAACUCCAUCUACAGAAUUUUUAGACAGCUCUAAUUCGUCAUACAGCGGUAAAAAUAAUUUUAUUUGAAUCUCCCUUUUGAUCUCAUGAAGCGUGGUUUACGAUUUGGUGCUUGGGUAGAUGAUAAGUGAAACUUUUGGGGUCAAAGUAUUAUAGGAUGAUCAAAUUAAAUGUUAAAUAACACAACCCGAGGUUAGACUUGGAUGAAAGCUCAAAAUUCAUGCUAAUAUUAUUACUAGACUAAAUUAUUUUAUGACCCCUGACAAAACAAAAAUAGUUUCCUAAUGACAUACCUAGUCUUAGCAUUUAUAAAAGUGCAUUUAUUGCUACAUUAUUAACAUAACCUCACGUAAAACUGAAUAUACACUACAUUCGUUGCCAAAAUAUAAGAUAAAAAAACGCCGUGAAUUUAUAAAAACGUAUUUUUGGAAGGAUUUAAAAGAUUUGGCUGUGAUUUGGAAGUAAACCGAUGGUGAAGGCGUCAAUAUUUAGGCUGCGAUUUUAAACCGACAUACUGUAUUAACAUUAUCGAUCUCUCAAAAUAAACUCACAAAAUUUUUUAGUUACGUGUGACAGACUUUUUUAGUAUAUUUUAUUAUGAAGAUAGUUUUUGUUUAAAUAUUUUUUUGUGCAAGGUCAGCAAAUACAGAAGACGGUUUAUUUUGAAAUAUCGAUUCAAAUAAAGUGAUUGUUACUUCUUAACAAACCAUAGUUAUGUGUCUAUUUAGAGUUAAUUGUUAAGUAUAAAUUAAACUGUGAAUUAGUAAAUCGUUCAUUUAAGCAGAGGAUAGUUUUUUUGACAAGAUUUUUUACUGAUUUAACGUUUUUACUAAUUCACAACGUAUGUAAGGUCUUAUUAUAAUCUCAGUGUGUAAGUGUUGUAAUUAGUCUCUAAUAUAGAUGUGGUUGUAUGCAAAAACUCCGCCCAAUUAGUUUUCAUUCGGAUUUCAAAGAAUUCACAAUAAUAAAUAUAUUCAGAGUAUUCCGAUAUUUUGUUUUACAGUUCGUUGUUAAAAAGUUUAAAAAAUAUUAAAAAAAAGUGUAGUGUGAUAAAUGUCUAAAUGAAUAAAGUCAGUUUCGAUGUCUCAGUAUUAGUGUUAAAAUUAUUAGGAGUUAGAAUUUAUGUUAGGUGUUAAUUAAUGUUAAUUUUUGUGUAAGAAUACCGAAAGUAUGAAAGUGAAAUAGUCGUAGAUGUGCCAAUUACUUAGUUGGCGACUGCCAUUAAGAACAAAAUGAUUGUCCAUAUCGAGAAAACAGUGACGCGGUAAUUGUAUGAUUACAAAAUUUUGUUGUGAAUAUAGCGUAGUUGUGCUAACAUAAGUAUACGAUGUGGUUAUACAGAGCUCAAAGCUGCAAGUUAUUCCGCCUCUGGAAUAUCGUAUUUUUUCCAAAUUCCCUUGAAUAAAGUUUACUGAUUUUUUA